Messenger RNA from Fusarium falciforme, 756 nucleotides. RefSeq lists its product as hypothetical. Bases 1 to 756 code for a protein of 251 amino acids. The transcript has a single exon. The record is from RefSeq and is a predicted model, not a curated record. Lineage: Eukaryota; Fungi; Ascomycota; Sordariomycetes; Hypocreales; Nectriaceae.
AUGGAAAAGCUCGGUGCUUCAUUCACGUCUUUCUAUGGCGGAGCAAGACAUGUUCUGCUCUCUCUCGUUACAUCCUCCAACUCACCUAAGUGCACCAGCUUCCCUUGGGGACGCCUGUUCGAUGUUGACCAAAGAAACCCUCUCAAGACAAGCGACGCUCUCCAACGAAUCCGUCAUCGCAUCUACUCGUUCGUUUGGUCUCAAGACCGUCAAGACCCAGACGAUGGAGACUUCAUCGUGACUCGCUGGGGUGUCCGUCGCAACCUCAGCCGUCACUACCCUCGAUCCUUCAUUGAUGUUCGCCAUGGCCUAACUCUCCUCCACCACGACACCGGACUCCUCUUCGCCAAUGCCGCUACCUCCAAGGACUUCACCGAGUACAUCUACGGCGUGAGCAAGGUCGAGAUUCCCAUCACAGCCACGUACGACACCAUUCAAAGCGUCCAAAACGGCGGAUGGCGCCCUCACGACGACGAGGACAUGCUAGUGCACAACCUCUACACCAACAAGCGCCAUUUUGAAGAACACGCCAAAAACGUCGACGUAGUCAUCAUUUUCCAAGAAAUCACAAACGACGGAGCCUUCUACGACGCAGACAUGCACCUCGAUGAAAUCCGUUAUGUCCUCAACUACUGGGACAUUGGUGCCAAGGGUGGUGAGCUCCGCGUCAUUGUCAACUACGCUACCAAUCACGUCACAGAUCUCGAGCUCGAAACCGCUGCGUUUCCAUUCUUUCCUUUGGCUUUUACUGGCUAG